UCUCUGUCUAGGGUUUAAGCCUAAACCCCUCCAACACAGUUCAAAAUUCUCUAAGUUUCAGCACAAAUUGAACACCAUCCAUGAAUGAUCAGACAAACCCUCAAAUUCUUCGCUCGCUUGCGAAGAACCUCAAAGCCCCAGUGUCCUUUGACCUACAACAAGCUCCUCCAUGAUCUCAAUAGGUCCAACUGCGGUGACCUCUCUCUCAAAAUCCUCUCUGAUUUGGUCUCCAAAGGGUACAAUCCUCACCCCUCUUCAUUCAAUUCAGUUAUCUUCUUUUUGUGUAAACUGGGUCAUGUUAACUCGGCCCAGAAGCUCACAAUUUCAAUGCCGAUUUUCGGGUGCCGGCCCGAUAUUGUAACAUACAAUUGUUUGAUUAAUGGCUACUGUAAACUAUGUGAUAUUGAUGAGGCUUGUUUAGUGAUGAAGAGGAUUAGGGUAGGAGGGUGUAGGCCUGAUUUGGUUACUUUUAAUACAUUGUUUAGUGGGUUCUGUAAGGUUAAGAUGAGGAAAGAUGUGUUUGUGUAUAUGGGUUUGAUGUGGAAGUGUUUUGAACCGAAUGUGAUUAGUUAUAGUACAUUGAUAGAUAUGUUUUGCAAGAUGGGGGAUUUGGAUUUGGGAUAUAGGGUUUAUGGUUAUAUGGUGAAGGAUAAGGUGUUGCCGAAUUUGUUUGCUUUUACUUGUUUGAUUGAUGGGUAUAGUAAGGCUAGUAAUUUGGAGGUUGCGAUUGAAUUGCUUGAGGGAAUGAAGAAAUCGUUAGUUUUACCGAAUGUGGUGACUUACGGUGCUUUGAUUGAUGGGCUGUGCAAGAAUGGGAAGUUGGAAAGAGCUGAGCGUUUGUUUUGUGAAAUGGUGGAAGAUGGGGUUCGGCCUAGUUCAGCGGUUUACACUUCAAUGAUAGAUGGGCAUUUCAAGAAAGGAAAUGUAGGUGAGGCCAUGAAGUAUAUGAGAUAAAUGCAGGAUGGAGGGGUUAGUCUUGAUGCCGCUGCAUAUGGAGUGGUGAUCUCAGGCCUCUGUAAUAAUGGUCAGUUUGAUAAUGCAAUGCGGGUUGUUACAGAUUUUGCCACGAGUGGUUUUUCUCCAGAUAAGAUGUUGUUGACGACCAUUAUGGAUGCGUGUUUCAAAGCCGGCAAUUUGAAAGCAGGUUUGGGUGUCUACAGAUUGUUAGCAAAGGGUUUUGAACCAGAUGCUGUGGUGCUUUCAGCUUUGAUGGAUGGCUUAUGCAAGCAUGGAGAUUUGGAGGAGGCAAGAAACUACUUCUGCAAGGAAAAGGCUAAUGAAAUUUCAUAUACUGUGCUUAUUGAUGGGAUGUGUAAGGAAGAAAACUUUAGUGAAGUUGAGACGAUCUUCAGUGAGAUGUCCGAAAUGGGGUUUAUUCCAGACAAAUAUGUAUACACUUCUUGGAUUGCUGGGCUAUGCAGACAGGGUAAUCUGGUCGAGGCUUUUAGACUCAAGAAUAAAAUGGUUAAAGAGGGCAGCAGCCCUGAUCUGUUUACUUAUAGCUCACUUGUUUUUGGUUUAGCAAGUAAGGGACUCAUGGUUGAAGCACAACAGGUUUUCGAUGAUAUGUUGAAAAGAGGAAUUACUCCUGACCGUCAUGUCUUUGGUAUUCUGAUAAGAGGGUAUUGUGAUGAGGGUAAUGAUGUUGCCAUUUUAGGUUUGCAUGAUGAAAUGAGAAAGAGAGGGCUUGUAGUCACAGGAGGUAAAGGAGAUGGAGAGCAUUGAUUUGUGAUAGCAUGUAAGGCUCCACAAGACCCAAGGACUUUGCAGGGUAUUCCAUAAAGAAACUUGCUGUCAUGUAGCGCAGGCAUACCCUGCACUGCUAUCCAUAAGAAAGUCGUCUUCAAGAGGGAAAGCUGGCUCAGAGUUCUUGCAAUUAUGGAAUUAUUGGAAUGUUCCAUCUGCGGUCCUCGCAUUGGUGUGGAGCAAGGACCUCCAGUUAUAUGUGCCUCGUUCUGUGACAGGGCCUUCAAGGCUUGUGCCGAGGCUUACUACUUGAGGGAUGCAAUAACACAGGUUCUAGCACGGUUGUGGUAGGCAUCUGAGUGGAUCCGUAAUGACACAGAGUUAUGCCAUGCUGAGGUGUUUGCUGUUAAAGAUUAUACAUCUGAGGGCAUGGAAGAAACACUUUGCUAUGGUGUUUAAACCCAGUUUGAUUUGAUUGCAGAUUCAUGGAAGGGUCUCAUAGUCUAAGGUGCCACAGAAGCUUGAGAGCUUGAGGCUGUUAGAGAAAUUCCAGCAGAGAGUGAGGAAAUGCCAAUCAGCUCCAUGAACAAGCUGUUUUUCCAUUAUCUACUAAGAAACUUGAAGCCGAGAUGAAGCAGAAAUCUUCUAAUGUCAAUUUACAAGAGCUGUAUCCAUAUUGUAUUAGCUUUUUUCUCAUGGCAGUGAAUCAUGUAUCAGUGGAGUAUCAAUUACCGAGUUUCUGUUUUGAUUAUUUUGGAGAUCGCAAUAGAAGGUUUUCUUAUUGGCAUUUAUUCUGACCUUCCCAGUCAUAUUUCUGUUUGCCACUAUAUUUGUGAACAUGGGCAAUAUUAUAUGCCGACUAUUUGUCUCAGACUCUCAGUUAAACAAAGUAUGCUAUAUUGAUCAAUAUCUCAACUGGGAGCAUUGUA
Rosa rugosa (rugosa rose) is the source of this 2615-nucleotide messenger RNA. RefSeq names its product pentatricopeptide repeat-containing protein At2g01740. Gene Ontology annotation, molecular function: protein binding. The record is from RefSeq and is a predicted model, not a curated record. NCBI's taxonomy places the organism in Eukaryota, Viridiplantae, Streptophyta, Magnoliopsida, Rosales, Rosaceae. The transcript is spliced from 2 exons.